AUGCCGCCGCGUCGCAGGCCGAACCUGGGCUGGCAAAAGAUCGAGACGAAGCGAAUCGAAAACCAGCAGGCCCGCCAGGUGACUUUCUCGAAGCGCCGUUUUGGGCUUUUUAAAAAGGCGAGCUCGCUCUCCGUCCUCUGCGGCGUGGAGCUCGCUGCCGUCAUCUUCUCGCCCGGCGGCAAGGCUUUCUCCUUCGGCAGCCCUUCCGUUGAUGCCGUCAUCAACCGCCUCAUCGCCACCUUCUUCGCCAACAACAACAAUGCCAACACUGCUCCUGCUGCUGCCGGCGGCGGAGGAGCUGGUUCGUCUUCUUCGGCUCCGGCGGCCACCGGCGGUGGACGAGGUUCGUCUUCAGCUCCAGCGGCGGAGGCGCUGGUGGAGCUGAACAAGGUGUAUGAAGAGCUAAGGGCGAUGAUGGAGGAGGAGAAGCGCCGCAAGGAGCGCGCGGAGGAGGAGAUGAAGAGGGAGCGCUCCAGGUGGCAGUACUGGAGGCCACGCAGAUUCGCUAACAGCGUCUAUGAGGUCGGCGGUUCUUCUGGCGGCAACAACAAUGGCGGAUUCGCUAACAACAUAUAUGAGGUCAGCGGUUCUUCCGGCGGCAACAACAAUGGUGGAUUCGCUAACAGUGUCUACGAGGUCGGCGGUUCUUCCGUCGGCAACAACAAUGGCGGAGCGGCGGCGAUGGAGGAGAUGAUGCAGCAGUUGUAUCUCAUGGGCCAGAUUCGUCCUCUGCCGCCUCCGGGAAUGGGCCAGAUUCCUCCACCACCUCCGGUGGGGAUGGGCCAGAUUCCACCGUUCCUGGAGACCAUGGACCUUCCGCCACCGCCGGGAAUGGGCCAGCUUUCUCCGUUCCCGGGGACCAUGUACCUUCCGCUGCCGGAAUUAGGCCCGGAUGGCGGCUUCUUCCUCCCUGGCGAUGGCUUCUUCGGCCCACCACCCUACUGA
Messenger RNA from Brachypodium distachyon (stiff brome), 945 nucleotides. Its product is annotated as MADS-box protein JOINTLESS-like. The record is from RefSeq and is marked provisional. Gene Ontology annotation, biological process: positive regulation of transcription by RNA polymerase II. Gene Ontology annotation, molecular function: RNA polymerase II cis-regulatory region sequence-specific DNA binding; protein dimerization activity; DNA-binding transcription factor activity, RNA polymerase II-specific. NCBI's taxonomy places the organism in Eukaryota, Viridiplantae, Streptophyta, Magnoliopsida, Poales, Poaceae. The transcript is spliced from 2 exons. The coding region runs from base 1 to 945 and encodes 314 amino acids.